This is a messenger RNA of Aureobasidium melanogenum CBS 110374, 963 nucleotides long. Its product is annotated as Aldo/keto reductase. The record is from RefSeq and is a predicted model, not a curated record. Gene Ontology annotation, cellular component: cytosol. Lineage: Eukaryota; Fungi; Ascomycota; Dothideomycetes; Dothideales; Saccotheciaceae. The coding region runs from base 1 to 963 and encodes 320 amino acids. Gene Ontology annotation, molecular function: aldose reductase (NADPH) activity. The transcript has 3 exons.
AUGUCUGCCGGAAUCACUCGCACUCUGAACAACGGCGUCAAGAUCCCUGCCGUCGGCUUCGGUACCUUCGCCAACGAGGGCUCUAAGGGCGAGUCCUACAAGGCUGCUCUGCACGCACUGAAGACUGGCUACAGACACCUUGACUGCGCCUGGUUCUACCAGAACGAGGACGAGGUUGGUGCCGCUGUUCGCGACUUCCUCAAGGAGAACUCAAGCGUGAAGCGUGAGGACAUCUUCGUUUGCACAAAGGUGUGGAACCACCUUCACGAGCCCGAGGAGGUCAAGUGGUCUUUCCAGAACUCGCUCGACAACCUCGGCCUGGACUACAUUGACUUGUUCCUUGUCCACUGGCCCAUUGCCGCUGAGAAGGAUGACAAGAACAUGCCCAAGUUGAACGAGAAGGGUCAAUACGUUAUCAAGGAGGAGUUGACCAAGAACCCCGAGCCCACCUGGAGAGCAAUGGAGGAGAUUUACUCAUCUGGCAAGGCCAAGGCCAUUGGUGUCUCCAACUGGACCAUCGACGGUAUCAAGCAGCUCAUGACUUUCGCCAAGGUCAAGCCUGCUGUCAACCAGAUUGAGAUUCACCCCUUCUUGCCCAACACCGAGUUGGUCGACUACUGCUUCUCGCAGGAUAUCAUGCCCGCCGCCUACUCGCCUCUCGGUUCGCAAAACCAGGUUCCUACCACUGGUGAGAAGGUCAACACCAACCCCGUUCUGAACGAGAUCGCCGAGAAGGGCGGCAACACUCUUGCUCAGGUCCUCAUUGCAUGGGGUCUCAGGAGAGGCUAUGUCGUGCUUCCCAAGAGCUCCACUCCCUCAAGAAUCGACAGCAACUUCAAGAGCAUCGAGCUUACCGACGCCGACUUCGAGGCCGUCAACAAAGUUGCCGAGGGUCGCCACACUCGUUUCGUCAACAUGAAGGAUACUUUCGGUUACGAUGUCUGGCCUCAGGAGUCCUCAUAA